Molecule: messenger RNA, 1337 nt
Organism: Salvelinus namaycush (lake trout)
Lineage: Eukaryota; Metazoa; Chordata; Actinopteri; Salmoniformes; Salmonidae
Gene: pi15a
Product: peptidase inhibitor 15a
Exons: 6
Coding region: 364-1146 (260 amino acids)
Source: RefSeq, a predicted model, not a curated record
AGGUGAUAAAACAUAACAUCUCUCUCCAAAUGAUGUUUUGUUUUCAGGUGAAAGGGAGGGGACUCAGUCAGCACACCUUCGGACCGGCGUACUUCCUGCAUCUACCGCUGUGAUAUAUAAACCCGUCGCGCAGAACGGCAGCCGAAAUCCUCUUAUAGUUUGACUAGUCUCGGCUACUGCUGGAACUGAGCAUCUGAGCAGCAGCUCUCUCUCUAUCUCUCUCUCUCUCUCUCCUGUCCACUAUUCUAACUGGAAGGUUGGAAGAGUGUCGCCUGGCAACGCAGGUACAAGAUACGGCUGAAAGUAGAAGAUUAAAUCCAGACUUCGCAUACAGCCUUUGAGAAAUCAGAAAAAGAAGCAGACAUGAAUGCUCCGCACUUUGCCAUAGACUUUCUGCUGCUGUGCAUAUCUUGCGGAGCAAGUGUAUUGGCAGCGAACUCUCCCACCGUGUCCUCGACGCUGCCAGCCACCAAUUUCACCGACCUUGGCUCAGCGUUCAGCUAUGGAGAAGCAGACAACGAGAAUAUCAUUCUGACCAGGAAGAAGCGUUAUAUUUCCCAAAACGACAUGCUUGUCAUUCUCGAUUAUCACAAUAAAGUAAGAGGGAAAGUUUUCCCUCCGGCGUCCAAUAUGGAGUACAUGACGUGGGACGAGACCCUGUCUAAAUCAGCGGAGGACUGGGCCCACUCGUGUCUGUGGGAGCACGGACCUCGACACCUCCUCAGGUUCCUGGGCCAGAACCUCUCUGUCAGGACCGGACGCUACCGCUCUAUUCUCCAGUUGGUGAAGCCCUGGCACGAUGAAGUAAAGGACUAUGUGUUCCCUUACCCCCGGGACUGCAACCCCCGGUGCCCUCUCAAAUGCUAUGGACCGAUGUGUACACAUUAUACCCAGAUGGUUUGGGCCACGACGAACAAAGUCGGCUGUGCUGUACACACCUGUCACAAUAUGAACAUAUGGGGCAACGUGUGGAAACAGGCUACCUUCUUAGUGUGCAACUAUUCAUCCAAGGGGAACUGGAUCGGAGAGGCACCCUACAAAGUAGGCGUCCCGUGCUCCGCCUGUCCCCCGAGCUACGGAGGCUCCUGUACCAACAACAUGUGCUUUCCAGCCCUCAACACAAACUAUCUGCAGUGGUUCAAAUAGAGCCCGGAGUCCCUGUCCAGACUAAGGCUACGUCCCAAAUCAUACCCUAUUCCCUAUUGCCAUUUGGUGCUAACACGCUGACCCCCGACCCCAACACAGAGACUUUUCCCCCCCUGAAGGAUUUGCACAACAGUCGUGGAAAACACUUAUUUAAGAUUAAAGAAUACAUUUAUAAUAAUGUGUACAUAGAA